AAUGGUAACCUUGUGUAAUCUGAGCAGGAGGUACUUUUAAGGAUCUGAACAUGUAUUUGAUGCCAGCAUCGAUAGAGGUCUCUGGGACAUACAGAUAAGAGUUUUCCAGAGGAAUUGCUCAACAGCUGAUGUAUUCAGGCACAGAGUGAAGAGUCGAAUAUUAACAGAGAAACUCUGAUUGCUGAGAAGGGUUGACCCUAUCACCGUGAAGCUGGAAAUUAGUGCUGCUGCAUAUAUAUAAAAGAACAGAGGAGACCUCUCCCUGUCAGAGCUGAUGAAAAAAGAAGAUCACUGAGCUGCUUAAGCACGCCAGCACCAUGAGACUGCUCCUGCUGUUCCUGCUCUGUGUUUCCUCCAUUCAGUCCCAGAGCUCUCUUGACUAUGACGAAGAGGAUGAGAGCCCCGUGCUUGACGUUCGAGGCCACCGACCCUUGGACAAAAGGCGUGAAAUGGCGCCCACGCUCCGGCCUGUGGCAGCUCCCAUCAGCGGGGCCGGAUACCAGCCCCGGCCCCCCAAGCGCGGGAAGUCGGGCGACAAGAAGGAACGGAUCGUCUAUCCUGAUGCCGGAGGCUGCAAGCAUGUGCUGGAGGAGCUGGGAGUGCUGUGCCCAACUGGAUGUGAGCUGCGAACUACACUGCUAAAACAGGAAAAAUCAGUGAAACCAGUUAUUAAUGAUCUAAAAGUUAAAGUAAACACACUUUCGGAGGGCUCCUCAACUUUCUACGAAUAUGCGACCGUUCUAGAAGAUAAAUUGGUAAAGAGGCAAAAACAAAGAAAAGACAAUGAUGAUUUACUUUCUCAGUACAACACAGAAGUGGAAUUGCAAUAUAGUUAUAUAAAGGAUAAUCUGGACAAUAAUAUCCCAUCCAGCCUCAGGGUCCUUCGUGCAGUUGUGGAUACUUUACAUAAAAAGAUACAAAAACUGGAAAAUGCCAUUGCAACCCAGGUGGACUACUGCCGUUCCCCAUGUUCUGUUUCCUGUAACAUUCCUGUGGUUUCAGGCAAAGAAUGUGAGGAUAUCAUCAGAAAGGGAGGCGAGACAUCCGAAAUGUACCUCAUCCAGCCAGAUCCUUUUGUCAAGCCAUACAGAGUAUACUGUGACAUGGAAACAGAUAAUGGAGGUUGGACUUUGAUUCAGAACCGCCAGGACGGCAGUGUUAAUUUCGGAAGAGUAUGGGAUCAAUAUAAAAAAGGAUUUGGAAAUGUUGCAAAGAGUGGAGGGAAGAACUACUGUGAUACACCAGGUGAAUAUUGGCUUGGAAACGACAAGAUCAGCCAGCUUACCAAAAUAGGGCCCACUGAAGUUCUAAUUGAAAUGGAGGACUGGAAUGGUGAUAAAGUAUCAGCUCAUUAUGGAGGUUUCACCAUACAGAAUGAAGGAAACAAGUAUCAGCUUUCAGUUAGCAACUACAAAGGCACUGCAGGCAAUGCACUGAUGGAAGGAGCUUCCCAAUUGCAUGGAGAAAACAGGACAAUGACAAUUCACAAUGGCAUGUACUUCAGUACUUACGACAGAGACAAUGAUGGAUGGUUAACAUUAGAUCCAAGAAAACAGUGCUCCAAAGAAGAUGGUGGUGGAUGGUGGUACAACCGCUGCCACUCAGCCAACCCCAAUGGCAGAUACUACUGGGGAGGCACCUACAGCUGGGACAUGGCAAAACAUGGGACAGAUGAUGGUAUCGUGUGGAUGAACUGGAAAGGGUCAUGGUAUUCAAUGAAGAAGAUGAGCAUGAAAAUCCGGCCAUACUUUCCACAGUAACCAUUAUCAAAAUGUACAGAAUCAGGGAUUUUCUUUUAGUAUUUGUACGUGGUUUUCUUUUUAGCAUGGUACUCAGUGUUACCUUUACAUAUGAGAACCAAAUCUGUAUGUACAACCAUAUUGUGACCAAAGUGAAAAGCUAUGUCAAAUGUAAAUCUAAAUCUGUCCGAUGAAAAUAACUUACAAGUGUAUUUUUCCCAUUUUUCAUUUGUGCACAAGACAGAAUUAACUAUUAUGGAAUAACACUGAUAAAAUAAAACCAACUCGUUUCACUCUUUUA
Messenger RNA from Taeniopygia guttata (zebra finch), 2040 nucleotides. It is a transcript of the gene FGB, whose product is annotated as fibrinogen beta chain. Gene Ontology annotation, molecular function: protein-macromolecule adaptor activity; signaling receptor binding; extracellular matrix structural constituent. Gene Ontology annotation, cellular component: fibrinogen complex. Gene Ontology annotation, biological process: blood coagulation, common pathway; platelet aggregation; blood coagulation. NCBI's taxonomy places the organism in Eukaryota, Metazoa, Chordata, Aves, Passeriformes, Estrildidae. The record is from RefSeq and is a predicted model, not a curated record.